Scaptodrosophila lebanonensis is the source of this 6169-nucleotide messenger RNA. Its product is annotated as rho-associated protein kinase 1. The coding region runs from base 1268 to 5395 and encodes 1375 amino acids. Gene Ontology annotation, cellular component: cytoskeleton; cytoplasm. Gene Ontology annotation, molecular function: Rho-dependent protein serine/threonine kinase activity; ATP binding; small GTPase binding. The record is from RefSeq and is a predicted model, not a curated record. NCBI's taxonomy places the organism in Eukaryota, Metazoa, Arthropoda, Insecta, Diptera, Drosophilidae. Gene Ontology annotation, biological process: actomyosin structure organization; mitotic cytokinesis; Rho protein signal transduction. The transcript has 11 exons.
GUAAUUGAUUGAUUUGGUUACCGCUUAGCUGAAUAGAUCUAUAUUGGGCUGCCGCAAACGCCUUUGGCGCCCCCGUGAGUGACGCACGUCGGCAGCGUGAACGUGUGAGCGGUUGUUAUUGUUGUUGUACCAUUGCUACGCAAGCGUCCGACGAAAGCAAGUGUAUGUGUGUGUGAGUGUUGAAGAGCAGCGCAAAAUUACAACAAAUUUUUAACAAUAAAAAAAGCAUUUCCUAGCUGUCCAGACAAAAGUGCAAGUUUUGAUUGUACAGAUUUACAAACUGAGAAAAACGCGCGUUUAUGCUGUCUAUAAACAUACAAAAUUGUUGGAGUGGUGAGUGAGUGUGCGAUUGCGAGUGCUUUAGUACCAAAAACCCUAAAAUAUAACAUCCAAACGAACCAACACACACAGUGAGUAGCGAUAUUGGCUAAGACUAAGAAGACGGAGACAGCAGCAGCCGCGGCAACCUAGAAGGUGGUAGAGGUGCUAGUGCGCCGCGGCUUUGAUGCCCGCCGUAGCCGUAUGUGACGUUGCCGAUACGACCGACGACCAGGUGGCAAGUACGCCCACUUCGGCAAUCUAAAUACAGAGGCAAAUUGGCAAAGUGCUAAGAAAUCCUCAAGUGGUUGUUGACACAAGCCACAGAUAGGCAACAACUACAAUAACAAGCUGCAAAAGCCGCAGCAGCAACAACUACGGACGCAACGACGCUCGUGACCUCAUCAUCGGCAGCAACAACAACAGAGCGGGCGCGUGGCGCUUGCGGUGUGUAGUGGAGUAUCGCGCAUUUGAGUAUAUAUACAUACGUGUGUGUGCGUGUGUGUGUGCGCACUGAGCGCAUUUGUAUAAGUGCGGUGGAGGUGGAGUAGUGCAAAGAGCGUUUGCGCAAAAAGCCACAGCCAUAGCUUCUCAUUCACUGCGGACAGGGAGAUCUAACAAAUCGACUGUGUUCUGGCCACAGGCCAUCAGAGCGCCUAGCUACUGAAACGGCGCUUCCUGAACUCACAGCCGCAUGAGCAGUCGUCUUCCGAACGAUUGCUGCAAUUGCUUUGAUUUUGAUUAGUUCGCAGCCGUUUUUGUAAGUGAGCUGCCGCUACCGCUACUGUUCUUGGUGUUUAUUUAGCUGACUUUGCAGCUGAAGCCGGCAGCUAAGGAAACACGACCAGCAGUAUCACCAUUUUGCUUCCAAAGGCACACAUCGCAAGGAAUAUUUAGCAGCUGCAUGCUGCAGCUUUUGGCCAUAAUCGUUUAGGAUUAGCAGCUAGCCAUGGAUGUGGAGAGGCGGCGUCGAGCGACGACGCUCGAGCAGAAUAUGCGUGAUCCCUACAGCAUAUGCAAUGUGGACUGCCUGCUGGAUACGGUAUCGGCACUCGUUAGCGACUGCGAUCACGAGUCGCUGAAGCGCCUUAAAAACAUCGAACAAUAUGCAUCAAAAUAUAAGCCGGUGGCCCAACGCAUCAAUCAGCUGCGAAUGAAUGUGGAGGACUUUGAUUUCAUCAAGUUAAUUGGCGCCGGCGCCUUUGGCGAAGUACAGCUGGUGCGACACAAAUCGUCCAGUCAGGUGUACGCCAUGAAGCGGCUGUCCAAAUUCGAGAUGAUGAAGCGACCGGACUCUGCAUUCUUCUGGGAAGAACGUCACAUAAUGGCGCAUGCCAAUUCCGAGUGGAUUGUCCAGCUGCACUUUGCCUUCCAGGACACAAAAUACCUCUACAUGGUGAUGGACUUUAUGCCCGGCGGCGACAUUGUAUCGCUCAUGAGUGACUACGAGAUACCCGAGAAGUGGGCCAUAUUCUAUACGAUGGAGGUGGUGUUGGCUCUAGACACCAUACACAAUAUGGGCUUUGUGCACCGCGACGUGAAGCCGGACAACAUGCUCCUGGACCGCUACGGCCAUCUGAAGCUUGCUGAUUUCGGAACCUGUAUGCGUAUGGGCGCAAACGGCCAGGUGGUGUCCAGCAAUGCGGUCGGCACACCCGACUACAUUAGUCCUGAGGUGCUGCAGUCGCAGGGUGUGGAUAAUGAGUACGGGCGCGAAUGUGAUUGGUGGUCUGUGGGCAUAUUUCUGUACGAAAUGCUCUUUAGUGAGACACCCUUUUAUGCCGACUCACUGGUUGGCACAUAUGGCAAGAUUAUGGAUCACAAGAACUCGCUGAGCUUUCCGGCGGAAGUGGAAAUUAGCGAGAAUGCAAAGGCGCUGAUUCGCGCCUUUCUAACAGAUCGCACACAGCGCCUAGGACGCUACGGAAUCGAUGAGAUAAAGGCGCACCCGUUCUUCCGCAACGAUCUGUGGUCCUUUGAUAAUAUACGCGAAAGUGUGCCACCGGUGGUACCAGAGCUCUCGUCGGAUGAUGAUACACGCAACUUCGAGGAUAUCGAACGCGAUGAGAAACCGGAGGAGAUGUUCCCAGUGCCAAAAACCUUCGAUGGCAAUCACUUGCCCUUCAUUGGCUUCACUUAUACGGGCGACUAUCAGCUCCUAUCCAGCGACACUGUGGAUGCGGAAGCAAAAGAGUCGGCCUCAAAUGCUGCUAAUGCGAGCAACAAUCAUGGCCACAAUCACAGGCACAGGCCGUCCAAUUCCAAUGAGCUAAAGCGUUUGGAGGCGCUGUUGGAACGCGAACGAAGUCGCGCCGAAGCGUUAGAAAAGCAGGACACCAACCUGCGACAGCAAAUCGAGCUGAGUACAAAGCGCGAGGCGGAGUUGCAACGAAUUGCGACCGAAUACGAGAAGGAUCUGGCACUACGCCAGCAUAACUAUAAAGUGGCCAUGCAGAAGGUGGAGCAGGAGAUUGAGUUACGCAAGAAGACAGAGGCGCUGCUCGUUGAGACCCAGCGUAACUUAGAGAAUGAGCAGAAGACACGCACUCGCGAGAUAAACAUCAAUGAGAAGGUGACCUUGCUGGAGAAACAACUGGCAGAGAUGGAGGAGAAUUUCAAAAACGAAACGGAGCACACACAAAAGCUGAAGAAGCAAAACGCAGAGCUCGGCUUCACGCUUAAGACGCACGAGGAGAAGGUGAGCGACAUGGUUGACAUUAUCGACACCCUGCAGAAGCACAAAGAGGAGCUGGGCCAGGAGAACGCGGAGCUACAGGCGCAAGUCGUGCAGGAGAAGAACAUGCGAUCGCAAUUGAAGGAGUUGCACAAGGAGGCCGAGAACAAAAUGCAAACGCUCUCCAAUGACAUUGAGCGCACGCUCCAACGUGAACAGAAGGCACAAGAGGAUAAUCGUGUGCUGCUCGAGAAAAUAAGCGAGUUGGAGAAGACGAACGCGAGCCUAGACUUUGAGCUAAAGGCGGCGCAGGGUCGCUAUCAGCAGGAGGUGAAGGCUCAUCAGGAGACCGAAAAGUCGCGCUUGGUAUCGCGUGAGGAGGCCAAUCUGCAGGAGGUGAAGGCGCUGCAGUCAAAGCUCAACGAAGAAAAGUCGGCCCGCUUUAAGGCCGAUCAGAAUUCGCAGGAGAAAGAACGCCAACUUAACAUGCUGUCCGUAGACUAUCGUCAGAUCCAACUGCGUUUGCAAAAACUAGAGGGAGAAUAUCGGCAGGAAUCCGAGAAGGUGGCCGCCCUUCAAUCCCAGCUGGAGCAGGAGCACAGUAAACGCAACUCGCUGCUCUCUGAGCUGAGUUUGCACAGCUCCGAAGUGGCGCAUUUGCGCUCGCGCGAGAAUCAGCUUCAGAAGGAACUGGGAGUGCAACGUGAGGCCAAGCGUCGCUUUGAGGAGGAUCUCACGCAACUAAAGAGCACACAUCAUGAGGCGUUGGCAAAUAAUCGUGAACUGCAGGCGCAACUUGAGGCGGAACAAUGCUUCUCACGACUGUAUAAAACUCAGGCCAACGAGAAUCGCGAGGAGAGUGCCGAACGUCUGUCCAAGAUUGAAGAUCUUGAGGAGGAACGCGUUUCGUUGAAGCACCAAGUACAGGUGGCAGUGGCGCGUGCCGAUUCCGAGGCACUCGCUCGAUCCAUUGCCGAGGAGACAGUGGCUGAUUUAGAGAAGGAGAAGACCAUCAAGGAGCUUGAGCUGAAGGACUUCAAAAUGAAGCAUCGCAAUGAGAUUAAUGCCAAGGAGGCCGCAUUGGCCACGGUCAAGGAGAGUGAAGCAGAAGUCCACAAGAAGCUCAGCCUCAAGGCCAAGGAAUUGGAGGACCUGAUCCAACAGCACAAGAAGCAGCAGGAUGAGAUGUUGCAGUCGCGCAUUGCCAAGGACGAGGAAAUCGUUAAGCUUCAGGAUAAGUGCAAGAACGAGAUGCUGCUAAAGCAGGUGGCUGUCAACAAACUGGCAGAGGUCAUGAACAGGCGCGAUUCCGAUUUGCAAAAGCAAAAGAGCAAGGCGCGCUCAACUGCCGAACUGCGCAAAAAGGAGAAGGAGAUGCGUCGUUUACAGCAGGAGCUCUCGCAAGAGCGGGACAAAUACAAUCAGCUGUUACUUAAGCAUCAGGACCUCCAACAACAAACCGCAGAGGAGCAGCAGUUGAAGCACAAGAUGAUCAUGGAGAUUGAUUGCAAGGCCACUGAAAUCGAGCAUUUGCAGUCGAAGUUGAAUGAGACGGCCUCCCUUUCGUCGGCGGACAAUGAUCCGGAGGAUAGUCAGCACUCAUCUCUGCUCUCACUCACACAGGACUCGGUCUUUGAGGGCUGGCUGAGCGUGCCAAAUAAACAGAAUCGUCGUCGCGGCCAUGGCUGGAAGCGCCAAUACGUGAUUGUCUCAUCUCGCAAAAUCAUUUUCUACAACUCGGACAUCGACAAGCACAACACAACCGAUGCGGUUCUUAUACUGGAUCUGAGCAAAGUCUAUCAUGUGCGGUCGGUCACACAAGGCGAUGUCAUACGUGCCGAUGCCAAAGAGAUACCGCGCAUCUUUCAGCUGCUCUAUGCCGGUGAAGGCGCCUCACAUCGUCCCGAUGAGCAAAGUCAAUUGGAUGUAAGCGUCCUGCACGGCAGCAGCAAUGAGGAGCGACCAGGCACCAUCAUACACAAGGGUCACGAGUUCGUGCACAUUACUUACCAUAUGCCCACGGCCUGUGAGGUGUGUCCGAAGCCGCUGUGGCACAUGUUUAAGCCGCCGGCGGCGUACGAAUGCAAGAGAUGCCGCAAUAAGAUACACAAGGAGCAUGUGGACAAGCACGAUCCGCUGGCGCCCUGCAAACUGCAUCACGAUCCGCGAAGCGCACGUGAUAUGCUGCUGCUCGCCAGCACGCCGGAGGAGCAAUCGCUGUGGGUGGCGCGUCUAUUGAAGCGUAUCCAAAAGAGUGGAUAUAAGGCGAAUUCCUCCAACAACAAUAGCACAGAUGGCAGCAAAAUCUCACCUAGCCAGUCAACUCGAUCCGCCUACAAACCCUAUGCGGUCAAUGUCCAACGCUCCGCAACGCUGCCGGCCAACUCUUCGUUGAAGCAAUGAGAGGAAGAGAUAGAGAGAAAGAAACAGAAACAGAAACAAACAGAGAAAGAGAAAGAGAGAGCUCGAAACAUAGAAGUGGCCUAGAAAGUUGUCUUCUCGUUUUUAGACUGCUUUACAAACUACAUGUAUAUCUAAUGUUUAUAUAUACAUAUAUAUACAUAUAUAUUAUAUUCAUAACCUCUUACGUUUACUUAAUUUAUCGCUACUUGCAAACGCGCCUAUACAAUUUUUUUGGUUUGUUUAACUUACUACUAAACUUUAAUUAAAAUGUGUAAAGCAACCAACAUAACAACGCUUUAUUAACAACAAUCAAAAAUAAAAACGAAACGAAAGAAAAGAACAAUAAGUGUAACUAACUAUUGCUAAUGUCAAUUUCGAAAAAACAAAAAGAACUUCCAUUUAAAGAAAAUAAUAUUAAUAAUCAUAUAAAUAAUAAUAAGAUGAAAAGUACUUUAUAUUUUUUUAGAAAAUAGUCUGUCAUUUAGUUGUAAUUUUUAUGAUGGCCGCCCCCCACAUUUGUUUUGUAAGCAAUUUUAAUUUCUGCUAAUUUAUAAGUCGCGAGAAACAGCUAAGCCAAUAAAUGUGCAGCACAAUAACAAAUCGAAAAAGCAAUCCAAUUUCUAAACAUUUAAUGCCUUUUAGUUUAAUGUGUAAUUAGGCUAUGCAAGAUGUAUGAAUUGUAAUUGAGGAAACGAAACAUGUUCUUUAAGAAGUAAGAAGUGUAAUAAUCGAAAUGUGAGUUACUUUUUACUGUAACUCGAUAUAAAGCAAAAA